AUGGCCUUUUCUUUUCAAAAGCAUUCACGGCUAUGUUUGGAAGCCUUUUCUGAUGCCGAUUGGGCGGGUUGUGUUGAUGAUCGACGUUCCACAGGUGGCUAUGCUAUUUAUCUUGGCAAUAAUCUUGUCUCUUGGUCCUCUCGGAAACAACGAACAGUUGCCCGAUCAUCUACUGAAUCUGAAUACAAAGCCUUAGCUGAUACCGCUGCAGAAUUAACAUGGAUUCAGUCUCUGUUGUUUGAGCUCGACAUCUCUCUUCCGGUAGCACCCAUUCUUUGGUGUGAUAAUGUUGGAGCCACCUAUCUCACGGCUAAUCCGGUCCUGCAUGCCCGCACAAAACAUGUGGAAAUUGAUUUUCACUUCGUCCGUGAUAAGAUGACCCGCAAGGAUCUCCAAGUGCGGUGGUGGAAAGAUUUGGACAUUGCAGGAAAAUUUCCUUUCGCAAGAGACAGAGUGGUCGAGUUGUACUUUUGGAUACUGGGAGUAUGCUAUGAGCCCAAUUAUGUUUUCGCCAUGAGGAUUCUAACCAAAGUGAUUGGCUUGCUUUCCAUCACCAAUGACAUGUACGAUGCUAGCGAUGCUACCAUAGAAGAACUUGUGCUCUUCCAUGACGCAAUUCAAAGUGCCCCAGAUCAACUCCAGGACUACAUAAAACAUUUCUAUCAAAAGAUUUUGGAUACCUACAACAUGAUCGAUGAUGAAAUGCCCAAGCAAGAAAGAUCAUAUCUAGUAAAAUACGCAAAAUUCACAUUGAAAGAUAUGGUUAGAGUGUACUUGAUUGAAGCCAAAUGGUAUCACCAAGGCUAUGUUCCAAGCAUGGAAGAGUAUAUGCCAGUUGCGGGAUUGAGUGGUGGUCUCCGAUCACUUGCAAUUGUUUCCUUUGUUGGAAUGGGAGAGUUGGCCACAAAAGAGGAUUUCGAUUGGUUUGAGCAAGAAAAAGGUCACAGAGCCUCGGCAAUUGAAUGCUACAUAAAACAAUAUGGUGCAACAAAAGAAGAGACCGAUUUGGAUGUUGCAAGCAAACUACCUUUCACUAGAGACAGAGGGGUGGAGUUGUUCUUUUGGAUAUUGGGAGUGUACUAUGAGCCCCAAUAUUUUCCUGCUACAAGGAUUCUAACCAAAUUGAUUUCCUUCAUGAUUUCCAUUAAUGAUGACUUGUAUGAUACUAGCAAUGCUAACAUCAACAACGCCAAAAGUUGA
Molecule: messenger RNA, 1200 nt
Organism: Rhododendron vialii
Lineage: Eukaryota; Viridiplantae; Streptophyta; Magnoliopsida; Ericales; Ericaceae
Product: (-)-germacrene D synthase-like
Exons: 6
Coding region: 1-1200 (399 amino acids)
Molecular function (GO): magnesium ion binding; terpene synthase activity
Source: RefSeq, a predicted model, not a curated record